UGACGGGAGCGCUGCAAAUUGCAGAGCGCCCCGGGAGGCGAUGCUAUUCGUUUGUGGGUGUGAUAUCCCAGGGAUGAGCUCCUGCAGCAGGACGCAGAGAUAGAGGGGUGUUUGUUUGGGGGGAGGAAAGGGUGGGGGAAAACUGGCGAGGUCUGUAAAUAUCUGCUACUGCCUUUAGAGCGCCCGGCGCCUUGAGGAAGAGAGAACCUUGAAACAGCAAGGAUACGUUUAGCAACACUGAGUAACAAUUAGAACCACAACCAUUGUUUCCAUCGGCCGCUAACAGCUGAUCAGUGGUGACAAAUCCGGCUGUAAUCGCAUCUUCCAGGAACAGACAGGACUGAGCGUUAAACACCCCCCAUCUCCGGCUAAAACAAGGCUGGUAAAGCCGAGAAAGAGUGGGGUGGAAAAAAAAUUACGAGAAGGGAGUGGGUGUAAGAUUGCGAAUCCAACAUGGGCCACCCUCCGCUGGAGUUCAGCGAUUGCUCCCUGGACAGCCCAGAUUUCAGGGAGCGGCUCAAAUCUUACGAGCAAGAGCUGGAGAGGACGAACAAAUUCAUCAAGGAAGUCAUCAAGGACGGCACCUCGCUCAUCAAUGCGAUCAAAAAUUAUUCCUCUGCUGUGAUAAAGUUUUCACAAAGCCUGAAUGUAUUUCAGUUUGAAUUCAUUGGAGAUACGUUGACUGACGAUGAAAUCAACAUUGCUGAAUCUUUCAAGGAAUUUGCAGGGCUGCUGCAGGAAGUGGAGGAUGAGAGGAUGAUGAUGAUUCAGAAUUCCAGUAACAUGCUUAUUAAGCCUUUGGAAAUUUUUAAGAAAGAUCACAUUGGAGUUGCAAAGGAAAGAAAGAAAAAAUUUGAAAAAGAAAGUGAGAAGUUCUACUCUGCACUUGACCGACACCUGGGUCUUUCUUCAAAGAAGAAAGAGUCCCAACUUCAGGAGGCAGAUGUACAGGUUGAUAAAGAAAGGCAGAACUUCUAUGAGGCAUCUUUGGAGUAUGUGUACAAAAUUCAGGAGGUUCACGAGAGGAAGAAGUUUGAAGUGGUAGAGCCGGUGUUGGCAUUCCUACAUGGGCUGCUCACAUUCCAUCAUCUGACCUUUGAACUGACUCAGGAUUUCAUGCCCUAUAAACAGCAGCUUCAGUUAAGCUUGCAGCACACGAGGAAUCACUUCAUGGGCACUCGAGAGGAGAUGGAGGAUCUCAUGAAAAGAAUGAAAGAAGCUCCACAAACCUGCAAGCUACCAGGACAGCCAACCAUUGAAGGCUACCUCUACUCUCAGGAGAAACGGGCUCUAGGAUUCUCCUGGGUGAAAUACUACUGCAAAUAUGUGAAAGACACCAAAAUUCUAACCAUGAUCCCAUGUGAUCCAAAACCUGGGAUGAAGCAAGAAUUUAAGCUGAAAUCCUGCAUUAGAAGGAAAUCGGAAUCCAUUGACAAGCGAUUCUGCUUUGAUAUAGAGAUGUUUGAAAGGCAAGGCCCUGUCACACUCCAAGCGCUCUCAGAAGCCAACAGAAGCUUAUGGAUUGAAGCAAUGGAUGGCAAAGAACCAAUCUAUAUUACGCCCAAUGCAAAACCAGAGCAAAUGCAACUGAAUGAACUGGGCAUAAAGUUUGUGAAGAGAUGUAUUAAUGCGGUGGAGACCAAAGGAAUCACCACAGAAGGUGUUUACAGAACUGUUGGCAGCAACCUCCAAGUACAGAAGCUACUAACUCAGUAUUUUGAUCCAAAUCAUCCUGGUGAUGUUGAUCUCCAGAGUUCCGAGUGGGAUAUAAAAACAAUCACCAGCGCACUGAAGCACUACCUCAGGAAUCUUGAAGAGCCAGUAAUGACUUACAAGCUCCAUAGAGAACUCGUCUCUGCCUCCAAAUCUGACAACCUGGAUUACAGACUUGGUGCCAUUCACUCCUUGGUGUAUAAGCUACCAGAGAAAAACUGGGAAAUGCUGGAACUUAUAAUUAAACAUCUUGUGAAUGUUUGUAGCCAGAAUAAGAAGAACUUGAUGAAUGCUUUCAACAUGGGGGUGAUAUUUGGACCGACAUUAAUGAGAGCACAAGAAGAUACAGUUGCGGCCAUGAUAAACAUCAAGUUUCAGAACAUUGUUGUGGAAAUCUUGAUCGAACAUUAUGGAAAGAUUUUUAAGUUCGCACCAGAGGAGAAUGCUGCUCCUCCAGUACCACCUCCCAGAGCCGCGCCCAGGAAGCGGCAACCAAUCACAAUUUCCAAACGUGCUGCCAGGCCUCGCACUAACCUCGACUCUUGCCUUCCCAGGGAUGGAGAAGACGAUGUGGGAGAAGUAAACUACGACGCCAGUGGCGCCAAUAGUCCAGAGACAGGUGGUGUGGGCUCCCCAUCAAGCCCUGUACCUCUACAGCGAAAUACUAGACCAGGUGUGGGCAGCCAGAAGGUGGCAGAAACUGAAUCUUCUCUUCGGCAGGCCACAGGUAACCAGAAUUGGCGGCCCCUCUCAGAGAUGGAAGUAGGGAAAUCCGUACCGAAAAUGAAAGACGGAGGUUUGAAGCCAGCAUCAAAGUCUAUAAAUGGGGUGCCACAGUCUGAUCAGACCACUGCCAAUGUGUCUCGAGUACCAUCCUUGCGCACAAAGCCUACUUCCAAGAUGUUUUACACUGAAGCUGGUGAUUAUAGUAAUGUUAAUGUACAGCGAGCUCAUCAGGAGAAGACCUCCUCUGGCCUGCAACGUCCUCCCAUGAGACCACCAGAUCCUCCUUGUCGAGAUAAAGUUACUCCAGUGCUGAAAGCAGAGCAGUCCACUAGCACGGAAGAUACUUCAUCUUCUGUGGUUGCUUCCAGAGCCAAGUUUUUCGAAAAUGCUGCUAGAAAAACAGGCGGUGUGAAUGCUUCUCCACCACGGUCUCCCUCUGUAGCACGCACAAUUACUGCAAAAGAUGAGAGCCCAAGCAACAUGCACUCAUUUAGUCGAUCAUAGUCCUGGUUUCUCACUACUGUAGAGACAGUCUUUUGAAUUCAUGAGAGGAAAGCCUGGCUGGUUUCAGGGAAGUUUGCUGCAUCAGAACUGGAAUGGAUACUUCUGUGAACUAAUUUGCACUUAUCAAGAUCUCAUUAAGAGCACCAAAGAUCCUCCAGAUUAUCCGAAUGGAUUCUGACAAGAGAUUGUUCCAUUCCGACAAUGUCUGGGGCAGUGUAUUAGAUGACUGCUAUGAGUCAUCAGAGUGUUCUUGGGCUUUUUUUCUUGAAUUUUUUCAAUUGGUUCAGAUGUGUUUUGUUAUGUGCCUCUUCGGUGGAACGAAAAAGAAACUCUGCUUUGUGUGAGGGCAGCUACAUAUUUUAAAACUUUAAAAUACUGCUGCAAAUCCACAAAAGCUUUGUUAAAUGUGCAAUGUACUUUACAACAAAAGAACAUGCAAAAAUUAGGGACUAGCUUGUGGAAGAUUUUGCUUGACUAUCACUCUAAGUAGGUUAAAUGUUUAAAAAGAAAAGGUGGCUGGACCCCCCAAGCAUUUUAGAAACUGUGAAUUGUGAUUAAAAAUGCAAAGUGUAAAAGGUUGAUGGUACUAUCAGUGAAAGUAGUUAAUACUAUAGCGAGGGCUGGAUAGGUGAUGAGAGAUUAUUUUUGAAACAAAGCUACGUUAUUGUUUGGAGUACGUGAGGCAGUCAAUGUUGCUCUGAAACAUCAAAGUCACAAGUUUCUGGAGAUAUUUACUGUGAUUUGCUGCCCUUGUUGUGAACUGGGACGUGGUGACAUUUGAACCCUGCUUUUGGAAGCUGUUUCCCAACCCCCCUCGUUUUGAUUGAUAGAAUGGUUUACACAACAGACAAAGCACACGAGAGGGACUAAAUGCAGAAAUAGACAAAAAACAAACUCAGCAAAUAAAUAUAUAUGGUUAACCAGUCCAUCCAUUACAGAUUAGUGGCAAAUAGCAUUAAUCCCCAAUCAUUCACUUUUGUCUAUUUUAAAGACUUCAUUUCAAAAGGGUUGAAACUUUCCAAUGAAAUUGGGAUUGAGAGAAUAUGGUACAAACACUGUACUUUCACCUCAAUGUCUGGUUUGGUUCUAGUUCAGAUUACUGUAAUAAAUGGUUUAUAUCACUAAGGGUUCCAGGAAAAUGGAGUUAGGAGCCUCAACAUUACUUGAAUUAGUCUUUCAUAUUGACACCAACUAGCGAUGCAGUCAAAACGGUCUGAAAUGGCAAUAAUACACAGAUGUAGUUGUAAUCUUCUAAAUCUGAAGAAGAGACACAUUUGGGGGAGAUCAAAAGAACUUCUUAAUUGUGUAGCUAUCUGCACCUUGUCCUACAUCAGAGUGGUUACUGCAGCAAGAGGGCAAGAAUAGGGAAGGUGUUCCAUUCUCCACCCUGGCUAACACCCACCUGGCUUCAUAUAACGCACUGGUAAAUGGUUUUUGAAAAGAAAAUUUCAGAAGCAAGAUUCCAAUUGUUGAGUGUAAUGAAAGGCAGCUGGUAUACAGAGUUUCCUUGUGUAGAAAUUGGUGGCAUUUCAACAAACAUACUGAGUGCAAAUCACUGAUUUCCAAGAGGUAGCUGGACUGUGAAUCUUAGUUCAUUUGUAAUUUAAAGUAUGAUUAAAUUAUGUGGCACUUAACAUUCCUGGUAAAAUAGGAACACACGUUGCUCCUUUACUAAUUUAAAAUUCCAGAUAAAUCACUUACAUUUAGCGUUCCAUAUUUGAAAAUAUGUUUUAUUUUUGUGUAAAUGAAGUCCCAUGGGCUUGGUUCAUGCUUCCAAUUGAAGAAGGCAAGCCAUUCCUGUUCAGUCAUCAAACUACUGAGCUGAGAAGUGUGUGUGAACUGAAAAUUGAUCUUUGUUAAAACAGCACUGCAGAUGCAGAAUGAAAUACUUAAUGAGUAAAACUUCUUUUGGAAGGUGACAUUUAUAUUCAAAGUAGACAGUCAGUGGCAUCAAGGCAGAUUGAAAGGCUGAGAUUUGUGUGGCUUGAAUCCAAAGGACUGAGUUACAAAUAUUUUUUUGAGGCUUGACAUUUAAAAGCAGAAUCUAAAUUGAUUCUGCAACAUAGAACAGUUUGCAAUAUCAAGGUGUAGAGCUGGAUGAACACAGCAGGCCAAGCAGUA
Molecule: messenger RNA, 5064 nt
Organism: Stegostoma tigrinum
Lineage: Eukaryota; Metazoa; Chordata; Chondrichthyes; Orectolobiformes; Stegostomatidae
Gene: ophn1
Product: oligophrenin 1
Exons: 25
Coding region: 454-2943 (829 amino acids)
Biological process (GO): signal transduction
Cellular component (GO): cytoplasm
Molecular function (GO): protein binding; GTPase activator activity
Source: RefSeq, a predicted model, not a curated record